Anopheles coustani is the source of this 4832-nucleotide messenger RNA. It is a transcript of the gene Tdrd3, whose product is annotated as trithorax group protein osa. Gene Ontology annotation, biological process: mRNA processing. The record is from RefSeq and is a predicted model, not a curated record. Gene Ontology annotation, cellular component: nucleus; cytoplasm. Gene Ontology annotation, molecular function: RNA binding; protein binding. The transcript has 5 exons. Lineage: Eukaryota; Metazoa; Arthropoda; Insecta; Diptera; Culicidae. The coding region runs from base 38 to 3850 and encodes 1270 amino acids.
GUGGAAAUCGAUUGCAGUAUCCACACGGGCGUGCAGAAUGGGUCUGCUAGAACAACUGCAGGAGCAAGGAUGGUACCUCACCCAGCCGGGGUUAGAAAAAUUGCUGGAAGGCGACAAGAAUGGAUCGACUCCGGACGUGAAACAAGUUGUGAAAUUGGCCUUGAACACGGACCUACGGGAAUACGGUGGUGGAGCGCUAGCUUCCCUAACCUCCCGCGGCACAAAGGUGGAGUCGUUUGAAGGGACCGGCGUUGUUCAGCUCGUCAAGCUUCGUAAUCUGGGCGCACCGAAGGUAAACGAGGAAUCAAAGACGGCACCACGCUUGCUGAAGCUCACCAUAACCGACGGUCAAACGCAGUACGUAGCACUGGAGCACGAGCCGAUACCAGCGCUCAGCCUGAACACACCGCCGGGCACGAAGAUUCUCCUCAAGAACGGUCCUAUCCGGAUCACGCAGGGCGUCAUGAUGCUGAGUGACAAAAAUGUUACCGUGCUAGGGGGGCAGGUAACGGCGCUGGUGGAAAAAUGGGAACUUAGCCGCACCAUGGCAAAGUACGCCAAGGGCGGUCGGCUUCAAUUCAGCAACUCGGGCCCACCCCCAUGGAUUCCGUUUGGGCAAAAGAUUCAGCAACCGACCGCCGUCAACAGUGACAAGGACUUCAAGAGCUUGACGACGAAGGAGAAGGAAGAAUCGAAGGAAAAUUCGGAAUUCAAUGCACUACGCAACGAUGCGAUUGCCGAGGCGACAAAGCUCGGCACGAAGAAAACGUUCGGUGGUGGUGCGAAGCAGAUGGUCGACGCCAACGUGCAAAAGAUCAUGGACAAAGGCUUCACCGAGGACCAGGCCGCUCACGCCCUAAAACUGACGCGCAACAAUGUGGAGCGUGCCCUUAGCAAUCUACAGCGGAUAGAGGGCCGCAAACAGCAAACCCACUCAGAUGUCACUUCCGGGGGACCUCCGAGCGGAAAACCCGACGGUGUGAGGGCCGGAGGAAAGCGUGGAUUUAGCAAACGCGAGGAUGAAUUGGAUCAGCAGGCAAAGCCAUCGGGAAAAGUUUCUCUAUUCGACUACUUUGGUGAUAUUUUACAGGACAGCGAACCGGCGGCAGGCAAUGCCGGUUCCGGUGGGAAAAAGACAAGCAAGGAGUCGACUCCAAACGAUAAGCCAAAUGUGUCUCAGCGGGGCCGUAGCGAUAGCACGAGUCGCUCCGAAGGUAACCGGCCAACGAACAAUGGCCGCAAUCAAUCGUCCGGCACCACCAACCACAGCUCAUCUGGUGGAGCAAUGCGAAACCAUUCCGAUAACCUCCAUUACGCCGGUGGUGGCGGUGCAACGACGAACGGUGGUGGCGCGAAAGGAUACAACCAGAGGUUUGAGAACAACAUUUCGAGUAGCUUUGCCAAUCGCAAUACGUCCUCGACGUCAUCGGUAAGGGAUCGUGGUGGGCGCGACCAGGGUGGACACUACUCCGGCCAGCGUGAGCAGCAGUCGAACUACAAGCAGGGAGAUUAUUAUGGAUCAACAGGAAACAGCAACAGCAGCGGUCGUUACAAUAGAGGAGCGAAUGAAAAUCACUCGUCAACGAAUCACACAGGUGGUGCGCCGGCCAGUGCCCGAUCUGGUGGUGGAAGCUCGCGUGGAAACGAUUCCAAAUACAACCAGAAUCAAUCUUCCUCCACCUCCGGUUAUGGUAACUCACAGCAACGCUCGGAGCGCUCAGAUCGUUACCAUAGCAACGCAAACAGUAACACUACCGACACCGGCGGUGGCAACAGCAGUACGAAUACGUCUGUCAAUAACAACGCUAGCGGUGGAGGAAAGUACGGUGGAGGUAGUGGUAAAGGUCAGUCUGGAAAUUCCGCCAACUACGGACACAGUUAUGGAUCCGAAGGGCGGAAUAACCAGCAGCAAUCAUACGGCAACGACGGACGCGGCCAGGCUGGUGGUGGUGGUGGUGGAGGCAGUAGUGGGAAGGGUGGUGGUGCUUCUGCCACACAGCAACAACAACAAUCAUCCUUUGGAAACGGUCCCAAGCAGUCGAACUACAAUCAACAGGGUACGCCAGCAACACCGUACGGUGGUAACGCCAACACUACGACCACCUCCAACUCCCAAGGACACUAUGGCCAGCAAACCAGUGGGAACAGUUACGGUAGUAGCGGUACUAACAACCCCUCGAAGAGCUCAAAUAAAAACAGUCGCUAUGGAGGUAAGGAUGAAUCUCACAAGUAUUCCGAUGCCAGUGCGCCUACAAAUGCGACUCCCAGCGGCCCCGCGCAUAACAAGAAACCCUCUUCGAAAGGCCACGGUUCGCAAACCCAACCUCAAUCGAACACCGGUACCGAGCAUCGCUCCAAUCAGCACCAACAAUCUUCCUAUGGUCCCCCGUCCUCCGGCGGAGGCAAGCACGCAGCGCAGCAGGUUUCUAACGCCAACAGUGGCAAGGUGAAUCAGCUUACCGAUCAGCUUGGGGGUAUGCACAUUUCUGGUAGCAAAUCAUCCGGAACCGUUGCAAGUUCGAACACAACAAACAAGUCCGGUCCGAUGAAGCAGAUGGUUUCGAAUCAUCCCCCAACGAUGGUGCAGCAACAUCAGCCACAACAGACCCAACAUGUACCCCAGGUGGCCUCUUCCCCUCCCGGUACCAUGCCAUCGUCAUCGUCGACGGGUCCGGGGGGUCCGUCACCGGGAGCUCCCACCACUCCCAGCGUAGGAGUUGCUGUCACCGGUCCGGGUGUACCGAAGAACUUCAUCCAGCUGCCGAACGGGUACAACUACAACCCGUACCAGAUCAUGGGUUUCCAGAACAAGCAGACGAACGAGUUCGCCCUGAACGUGCUGAAAAGCCAGCAGCAGUUCGAUCCCAUGGCACAACCGACGCAUCUCGGUGCUCCUGCCACCGGACCCGCCACCGUGUCUCCGGUUGGCCCUGGAGUGGGCGUCCCCAUGGCUGCAACCGGGGCACCGACGGGUGUAAUGCCACCACCGACCGCCGUCCUGACCGGCGGUCCAACCCCCGUUGCGGUGGCUACACCUGGUCCGCUCACGAUGGCUCCGACACUUGCUCCCGCAACGAUGGCGGUACAGUACCCGAACUGGAAAAUUGGUGAUCGCUGCCUGGCCAAGUAUUGGGAGGAUGGUGGGUUCUAUACGGCCGAAAUUACCGACACCUCGAAGAACACCUUCGUCGUGCACUUCCUCGAGUACGGCAACUACGAGGAGGUACUGAAAACGGACUGCAUCCCGAUCAACCAACCGGGCAACCCGGGCGCACCGCCUACCCCGAUGACACUGAGCUACCAUCCCGCACCUACCAUGCAGCCUCCUCCUCCACAGCCCGCACCCGUCGCUACCGGUCCUCCGGUGCAGUACGCACCGCAUCCGGCCCAUCCUCAUCAUCCGCCGCAUCCACACGUCUCGCAUCAUCACGGGCACGUUCCUCCGCAUAAUCCACCGCCAACGAUGGCACCCGCUCCCGGUGCCUAUGCGAAUGCAUCGAUGUCGGAAGUACCUCCUCCUUCCCAUCCGUAUGCACCCUUCAAGCCGGGCCCACCACCGCCGCAGAUGGCGCAACCAAUGUCGGCCCCGGUCGGGCAACCCAUGAACCAGUAUCCCACGGCACAACUACUGCACAUUCACCCACAGCAGCAGCAACAGCCGCACCAACAUCACCAACAGCAACAACCACAACCACCGGGGGCCCACAUGGCGCAGCACCAUCACCAUCAGCACCAUCAGCAGAUGCAACCGCAGCCUCCGCAGCAUCACGGCCAGCAGCAGCAACGUUCCUCCGGCGGGAAGUUCCGCGAACAGCGGCCCAUGUACGUUCCGCCAGCCCAGCGUAAAUAGAGGGCACGCGUCCCACUACUGUCCACCGUGUACUGGGCGUCGUCUUGCCUUAAAAGUGUGUGGCCGGUCCUCGCAGUAAGUAUUGCCGUGCAACCUUGUCUCAAGCAUUUCCUAGUGGAAAGAAAGAAACACAGAUACAGGAACAGGGUUGAAAGGGUUUGAAAAUCUCUCCACACUGCUUCAAAAGUUGGAACAAAAACACCCUCAAGAAACAUCGGCAGGCAGCAGGUCUCUUCACCUCCUGGAGAGAGCAUGUUGAGGUAGUACCUCCGGCAUGGAAUUAAAAGAUAAAAACACUGCCACACGAGCCCAAAAAUCUAUUUAUUAUGCAGUGAAUCAAUUGUGAGCCCGGUGAUCUUCUAUACUGAAGUAGAUUGAAUCAUUCGGAAUCGAUUUAUAAAGAAAAGCAUAUACAUAUAUAAGUAAACCCCAACACACUUACACGAUAGGCAACGGAAGGCCAUUCCCUCUACCAUCUUUUCAUGUCGUAGCAACACUUAACGGGGACAUAAGGAUACGUGUGUCCUUUUUUUUACAACAAACCUACGCUAGGUGUUUGCGUUUUUGGGAAGGAAAUCACACCCUUUUCCCGUGGUUGUAUUUAAAAACAAAUAAUUGAAAAGUAUUUAUCUUCCACACCCGUGCGGUUGUUGUUGGGCCGCGAUCCGCUGCGAUGUACGCCAAUAGGGGACUACUUUUAUACUUUGGCGUGGGUUUUGUUGAUCGGGCCAUAGGACGUGUCUAAUGUUUGCGUUUUUCCAGACUCGCGUUGUCGCCGUGUGGUUUUCGAAGUUCGAAAUUGGAAAAUUUCCACAACCGCACCGCGCAAAAUCGAUCGUGUGAAAUAUGUCCUUACAGCAUUACUGCUCUUUUUAUAUACAUACAUAUAUUUCUUUCCUUUUCUCAUCGUUUCUCAGCCACACGGUUUAAAAUUGAACAUGUGAAAACACCCCGGUAUUAGGAAUGCAAAGCAAAUGAUGCC